AAUAAUAUGUGCAUUGUGUUACUCAAUACAAACACAAACACCUGAAAUGAAAUCUGACCAGUUAGAUAAACCUGUCUCAGAUAACACCUGAUGUGAUAACAAUACUCAGUAAUUGCUAUCGUACAAACAUCAAAUUUAAUAUAACCGUUAUGUUGUAUUGAAACAGUAGUUUUUAAUAUGUGAUCAACUGAUCAGUUAUUGAACUUCGGAAUUAGACUGCUAAAACUCGAAAACUUCAAAUCACACGAUAUUUUCAACUGUUCUUGCUUUCUAGGAAACUGCAUAAUGCCAUUCCAUCUGGCUGACGUUCAGUCACAAUAUGACAAAGACAAAAAUUUGAAGAAAGAAGAUGUAGAAGCUCUAAUGAAUUGGGCGAAAAAACAAGCACAUUUACCCGAAAUUAAUGAACUCCAAGCAAUUCUCUUCCUACAAAGUUGUUACUACAAGAAUGAAGCGGCUAAGAACGCUAUUGACACAUUCUUCACUACGAAAACCCAGCAUUCCGAACUAUUUAAAGGAAAGAACCCGUCGUCACCGCUCUUAAAAGAGACCAUCGACAACAGUCUUGCUGUCAUUUUGCCAAAGAAGACACCAAAAGGACACACCAUAGUGUUCUUAAAACUAAUGGAAACAAGUACUGAAAAGUUUCAUUUCGUUGAACACAUAAAAAUUUUUGAUAUGGUUUGUAUGUUACAACUGCAUCAAGAAGGUACUUCUGAAGGCUAUAUAAUUGUGGCAGAUCUAAAGGGAGCUGUGUUUGGUCAUUUGACAAGAGUGGCAUUGGCAGGACCUGGAGUGAUUAAAAAAUUUCUUCUUUACUUACAAGAAGCAAUGCCUUUAAGACUGAAGGAACUACACUUUGUGAAUACUGUACCGUUUAUGGAUAAGAUAUUAGCUAUGAUAAAGCCGUUCAUGAAAAUGGAGAUUAUGGAUAUGCUGCAUUUGCACAGUAAUGUCGAUGGGUUAGUAAAAUAUGUUCCAGCAGAGUGCCUCCCGGAAGAUUAUGGGGGGUCUGUUGAAAGCACAACUAUUUUACAUGAGAAGGUUAAGAGACUGUUGUCUGAAAAUGCAGACUUCUUUGACUGGGAAGAUAAGCAGAUAGUCGAUGAAACAAAAAGACAAAAAAAACUAGACAAUUUUAAAAACAAGGGUGGAAUCCAAGGUAGUUUUAAAAAAUUGGAAAUAGAUUAAGGACCAGUUUAGUUGGAUAAAUACUUAUAUAUUUUUUUUA
Zophobas morio is the source of this 1231-nucleotide messenger RNA. RefSeq names its product retinaldehyde-binding protein 1-like. Gene Ontology annotation, molecular function: phosphatidylinositol bisphosphate binding. The coding region runs from base 286 to 1191 and encodes 301 amino acids. The transcript has 6 exons. The record is from RefSeq and is a predicted model, not a curated record. NCBI's taxonomy places the organism in Eukaryota, Metazoa, Arthropoda, Insecta, Coleoptera, Tenebrionidae. Gene Ontology annotation, cellular component: membrane.